AUGGCGGGAGAAAGCCCCCCCCUAAAAAAAAAAAAAUUAAAAGGAAGGGAGGCCGCCCAUUGUAAAGAAAGUCGGCAAAAUGAAGCAAAUCCCAUGGAGACAAAUUUCCUCAUAACGCAAAGCAAGAAAAAGGGAAACUUGGAAAAGUACACAUACGGAAAGGUCUGGCUGUACAAUAAAAUAAAUAGCCUAUACGCACAUUUUAACAUGCUUAAGAUGAGCAUCCAAAGGGGUGACCAUCGCGAGGAGAAGGGGAAGCAUCCUAUCAUGACCAUGAUGAGGAAGAAGAGGGACCAAGCGCAGCGCUACACACAUGAACAAAAAAAUCAUAAAACAAAAAAAAGGACAUUCGCUGACAUUUCGAAUGAAAACAAUGCAGACGCAGAGAAGACGGAAGAGAAGAACCAUCCAACGACGUUCCAUCAUUUGGAAAUAUUAAAAUCGCUACUCUGUAUUUACCAGUUUUACACGACGGAUGACAAUAGUGGGGAGAUGGGUCUCCCCCCCGGGGGGGCACACUUGGUGCUGCUCAGCACAAGGUAA
This is a messenger RNA of Plasmodium coatneyi, 543 nucleotides long. RefSeq lists its product as uncharacterized. The record is from RefSeq and is a predicted model, not a curated record. Lineage: Eukaryota; Apicomplexa; Aconoidasida; Haemosporida; Plasmodiidae. The transcript has a single exon. The coding region runs from base 1 to 543 and encodes 180 amino acids.